Molecule: messenger RNA, 4444 nt
Organism: Drosophila innubila
Lineage: Eukaryota; Metazoa; Arthropoda; Insecta; Diptera; Drosophilidae
Exons: 11
Coding region: 154-3600 (1148 amino acids)
Source: RefSeq, a predicted model, not a curated record
AAAACAAGUGUGAAAACAAAUUGCAAAUUCUAAGAAAAAACAAACGAAAAAAUUGUUGAAAAACAAAGCUAAAAAAAAGAUUCAAAUAAAAAAAAAAGGUAGCUGAAAAAUCAGCGACAAACUCAAACAGAGGACGCUACAGUGAGCGACAAAAUGCAACGCACGCAGUCGCCGCUGUCGACGCUGCUGCUGACGCUGCUGCUGCUGCUGGCGUCAGCGCAAGCGCAAGCACAGGCGCAGGCGCAGAAUAUAGAUGGAGCUUGCAGCUUUCCGGGCUCGCCGGCGCACAGCAGCGUCGUCUUCUCGAGCGCAAAUCUAACACAGGGCACCGUCGCCUCCUACAGCUGUGAGCGGGGCUUCGAGCUGCUCGGACCGGCCAGACGGGUGUGCGAUAAGGGGCAAUGGGUGCCAGAGGGCAUACCAUUCUGUGUUCUCAAUGUGGCUGCUGGCAAGGCACCUAUGCAAAUAUCCACCGAUGGAGCUGGCGCACCACAGAAGGCCAUCGAUGGCUCCACCUCCGCAUUUUUCACGCCGGACACGUGCUCUCUGACGAAACCGGAACGGUCGCCAUGGUGGUACGUCAAUCUGCUAGAGCCCUACAUGGUACAGCUGGUGCGUCUGGACUUUGGUAAAUCCUGCUGCGGCAACAAGCCAGCCACAAUUGUGGUGCGUGUGGGCAACAAUCGUCCGGAUUUGGGCACAAAUCCGAUUUGCAAUCGUUUUACGGGUCUGCUCGAGGCCGGACAACCGCUCUUCCUGCCCUGUAAUCCACCGAUGCCGGGUGCCUUUGUCAGUGUGCAUCUGGAGAACAAUACACCCAAUCCGUUGUCCAUUUGCGAGGCAUUCGUGUACACGGAUCAAGCCUUGCCCAUCGAACGUUGUCCCACAUUCCGGGAUCAGCCUCCCGGUGCCUUGGCCUCCUACAAUGGCAAAUGUUAUAUUUUCUAUAAUCGACAACCUUUGAAUUUCCUGGAUGCCCUGAGCUUUUGCCGCUCCCGUGGCGGCACCUUGAUCAGCGAGAGUAAUCCAGCCCUGCAGGGCUUCAUCAGCUGGGAACUGUGGCGUCGUCAUCGCAGCGAUGUCAGCUCACAGUAUUGGAUGGGUGCGGUACGAGAUGGCGCCGAUCGCAGCAGCUGGAAGUGGGUCAAUGGUGACGAGCUGACCGUCUCCUUCUGGAAUCAUCCGGGCGGCGAUGAGGACUGUGCCCGCUUCGAUGGCUCCAAGGGCUGGCUCUGGAGCGACACCAACUGCAACACGCUGCUCAACUUCAUCUGCCAGCAUCAGCCAAAGACCUGUGGUCGUCCCGAGCAGCCGCCCAACUCGACAAUGAUUGCCCUCAAUGGCUAUGAGGUUGGCGCCCAGAUCAAAUACAGCUGCGAUGCAAAUCAUCUGCUCGUCGGUCCUGCCACACGCACCUGCCUCGAAACGGGAUUCUACAACGAGUUUCCACCUGUCUGCAAAUAUAUCGAAUGUGGCUUGCCAGCCAGCAUCGCCCAUGGAUCCUAUGGCCUCCUCAAUGGCACCGUCGGCUACCUGAGCCUGGUGAAAUAUGCCUGCGACGAGGGAUACGAGAUGAUUGGACGUGCCCUGCUCACCUGUGACUUUGAUGAGCGCUGGAAUGGACCGCCGCCACGUUGCGAGAUUGUCGAGUGCGAUACACUGCCGGGCAAUUAUUACAACACCAUCAUAAGUGCUCCCAAUGGCACCUACUACGGCUCCAAGGCGGAGAUCAGCUGUCCGCCCGGUUACCGCAUGGAGGGACCUCGUGUGCUCAGCUGCCUGGCCACCGGACAGUGGAGCAGCGCCUUGCCACGUUGCAUCAAACUGGAGCCAUCCACCCUGGCCACCUCAGCGGCACCACCGCCACCACCGCCACCGCCAUCCACAGCAGCUGCACCACGUCCCAAGCUCACACCGAGCACAAGUCGCACGCCCGCUUAUCGUCCCUCCAGCAGCAGCAGCACCAGCACCACAUCCACAUCCAGCACCUCGGUCAGCUAUCCACAUCCCAGCAUCCACACACCCCAAGUGGAGAUCAAUGGCGAAGCUGAUUCCGAGGAGGAGAUCAUCAAUGUGCCUGUUCCCGGCACUGUGCGCGAGGAGUUCCCACCCCGUCGCACUGUGCGUCCCGUGCUCAUCCCCAAGAAGCCGAGCAGCACUCCGGCCACAAGCAGCAGCAGCAGCAGCUCAUCCACCAGCACCACACAAUAUGGGGCGGGUCCAGUAUCGACCUAUGCACCGAUACCAGCGAGAACACGGCCCACAUUGGAGACAACGACGAGGAAUACACAGCAGAUUAUACUCAACUCGCAUCCGCAGGAUAAUGAGAUCGCGGACAGUGUCAACAUUCGACAGAAUCAAUCGCCCAAUGUCAAUGUUCCGUUUGCCGUCGAUAAUCCCGAUCGCAAGGAGACCAAGGAGGCCAAACUCAAUCUGGGCGCCAUUGUGGCUCUGGGUGCUUUUGGUGGCUUCGUUUUCCUUGCCGCCGUCAUUACCACCAUUGUCAUCCUGGUCAGAAGCACCCCGAACAGCAAACGGCGGCACCUUGCUAAACAUUUUACCAAUUACCAUCAACAUCAUCAUCAUCAACAACACCACCAGCAGCAGCAACAUCAUCAGCAGCAGCAACAGCAACAGCAGCAACAGCAGCAACAACAGCAGCGACAGCGACAACGUCAGGAGAAACGUCAGCGACAACAGCAACACCGUGUUGCACCACCGCCAGUUGCACCACCAAAGGCCCGAUUGCCCAGCUAUGCCACCGCAACGGCCACAAGUGCCACCAGCUUUGCCUCAACCGCCCAACUGACACGUUGCAGUGGCAAGAACAGCACCAGAGCUGGCGGUGGUGCAGGUGGUGCAAGUGGUGCAGGUGGUGCUAUGGCUGGUGCUAUGGCUAAUUAUCAUCUGCGACUUUUUGGCGAUGGUUAUGGCAGCAUUGGUUCAAGUACACGCUGUGAGGCAGCACCCUCCUUGUGGUACAGUGUGCUCGCAUUGCCGUUUGAUGAUCAAAAGCUGGCCAGAAGAGAGCUGAGCACCUAUGGCAGAGGCUACAGAGCGAGAGCGGGACUCUUCAGCAGCACGCACAUAAACCGCACGACGCAACAUUAUCGACAUCGCGCCUCGCCCGAUUGCAACACUGUCGCCAGCUUUGACAGCUCCACUUCCGGUUCGCGCAAUGGCCUCAACAGAUAUUAUCGCCAGGCUUGGGAGAAUCUCCAUGAAUCUGCCUCAAAGAACAGCUCUCACAACGCCUUGCGUCGCAAGGAGACUCUCGAUCCUCCGAGCAUGACGCGCUCUCGUGACAAUCUCAGAGACAACAUGCAACGCUCUCGCGAGAAUCUCGACAGAUGUGGUCGUGAUAAUUAUGGGAUGCGCGACAACUCGGAGAUGGUCGUGUCGGAUGUCUGUCUGAAGGGGGAGAAGAAGCGUCAUCAUCAUCAUCAUCACAAGAGCAGCUCACGCAAUGGUGAUUAUCGUGAUCGGGAUCAAUCCGCCGGCAGACGUGAUCAUCACAGGCACAGUGGUGGCGAAAGAGGAGGAGGUGGUGGUGCUAAUGGUGGUGGUGUCGGUGGUAUCGGCGGUGGCGGACACUAUUGACCAACCAUGAUCAUAACCAUUAGUGUGGAGCAAUAGCAGCAAAUUUAACAGUCGCAGUCGCAGCGCAGCAGCAGCGCAGUCGCAGUCGCAGCCUGGAAAACGCACAACGAAACUCUUUUUUGUUUAAAUUUAAGUGUGGUAUUUUUUUUUUGUAAUAACAUUUUUUUUGUAUUUGUGGGCAGCGCUUUUAGUUUAGUUAAAAAAAAAAACUUUCUGUUCAUAGCGAAAAAUGAGAAAAACAAAUAGGAGUAGAAAGAGAGGCAAAAUGUGAAAAGCUAAGCAAUACUUUAAAGUUGAAACAUUUGCAAGUCAAUAGCAGCGCUACCAUAGCUAAGUAUAUCGUAUCGUAUAUCGUAAUCCCAUUUCAUCUAUUCUUGUCUUGUCUAUUUAUUCUUCAAGAUUUUAGUUAAAAAACUCUUUUAUGAAUUAGUUGUAAAAAGAAAAAAACAAACAAAAAAUUUUAUGUGUGAAAAAAGGGGCGAAAGCGAGGCGUGGCGGUUUAUUGUGUUAGUUAUUAGUUGAAAUAUGCAAGCACAGCCUUCACAUAAAUAAUAUAAUAUCCCACUCCAUUAAAAACCUCUCCAAUUCCUCCCCCAAAAAUCCCUCAGCAAAAAUUAUGUGCAACUUGGUUUAGCUUGACUUAAGACUUAAGCCAAAUCGACUUGUUCAUAGUCGCAAUUAACUUAGUUAUGUAACAUUUUAUGCAAUAUUCAAAUCCCCCUCCCCCUUUCUUACCAGCAACAAUUCAUAGAUCACAAAAGCAGCAAAAAAAAAUUAUAAAUAAUAUUGUAGUACGCGUGCCAUUAACGGCAACAGUUGCAAAAGAAACAAAAAAAAAAACUAU